GGCCUUUGUAGUUUAUCUUUCUCUUGGCUGCGGUUGUCAAGGCUUCAGAGGUGGUCAGACCUGGGCUGGGUAGCGUCUUCUCUCACGGAUGCCUGGAUCUCACUCAAUAUUUCCAGAAGAAAAGAUUAAAGGGGAAUUAUCAAGAAUAGCUUCCUUUUUGAGUAGUAAAACCUGAAAUGGCCAUAACCUUGGCUCUUCAGACUGAGUUGAUGCAGGGAGGACUUCUGGCAGUGAAGGUAAAGGAGGAAGAGAAGGACUGUGCCUGUGGGCAAGAAUCUGGUCGGUCAAGAAAUAACCUUCAUACCAGAGAGAUCUUCCGUAGACGCUUCAGGCAGUUCUGCUAUCAGGAGACCACUGGUCCCCGGGAGGCUCUUCAAAGACUCCAGGAGCUCUGCCAUCAGUGGCUGCGGCCAGAAAUGCACAGCAAGGAGCAGAUCCUGGAGCUGCUGGUGCUGGAGCAGUUUCUGAUGAUCCUGCCUGAUGAACUGCAGGCCUGGGUGAGACAGCACCGCCCUAUGAAUGGAGAUGAGGCAGUGGCUGUACUGGAGGAUUUGGAGAGAGAGCUGGAUGAACCAGGAGAGCAGGUCCCAAGCCCUGCUCAUGAACAGGAAAAGUUUGUAAUGGAGAAGGCAACUCAAGGAGCAGCCAGGGAUUCAUCAAGUGGCGGGUUCCAAAUCUUGGAAGAGCAGCUACAGUGUAACUUACCAGAGGUGUGCCCAGUUCAAGAGAUUGAUGGUGAGGCCGGUAACUGGAAUGUGGAGUUAGCUCCUAAAAAAGAAAUUUCUAAAGAAAUGAAAUCUCUCAUUGAAGUACCUGGAAAACUGAAUGGUGAUGUUACUACAGUGUCAGAAUGUAAAGACACCUGUGACUAUGAGGGCAGAUUGGAAAGGCAACGGGUAAACUCUUCAAUAGAGAGACCCUAUUUCUGUGGUGAAUGUGGAAAAAGCUUCACCCAGAAUUCCAUCCUUAUUGAGCACCAGAGGACACACACCGGUGAGAAGCCCUACGAAUGUGAUGAGUGUGGGAGGGCCUUCAGCCAGCGGUCAGGCCUGUUCCAGCAUCAGAGACUUCACACUGGGGAGAAGCGCUACCAGUGCAAUGUCUGUGGCAAAGCCUUCAGCCAGAAUGCGGGGCUUUUCCAUCACCUCAGAAUCCACACGGGAGAAAAACCUUAUCAGUGCAAUCAGUGCAGCAAGAGUUUUAGUAGACGUUCUGUCCUCAUUAAGCAUCAGAGAAUUCAUACUGGAGAGAGACCUUAUGAAUGUGAAGAGUGUGGCAAGAACUUCAUUUACCAUUGCAACCUCAUACAACAUCAGAAAGUCCACCCCGUCACUGAAUUGAGGUAGCUUCUUGAAACAGGGAAGGCAAAAUUUCCUGAAGUCAGACCAUUAAGCAAGGUAGCAAGGGUACUGUUUCUUAUUUUGUCCCUGAGAGAACAGUAAUAAUUUAAUUGUCUAACAUAGAAAGUUACAUGGAAAGCCAGUGAACGUACCCUUAUUUUUCUACGGAAAGAAGCAUAAUAUCUUAAAUACAUCUGUCAAGUUCUCUGUUGACAGUGACGUACACAGCUUUGCAAUGUUGAAUAUUGCUGCUUAUGUUGACUUCAUAAUAUAUACUUCUUCUGGUCUAGUGUCAUGUACUUGUGCAAGAAGUUUUCUGGGUGUACUUUAAGAAAACUACUAAUCCUAGUUUUGAAAAGUUUUUAAAAAUCAUAUGCAGCCUGAGAACAAACUAAUUUGAGUCAAUUUACUGAAUAUUUAAAAAUUAAUUUAAAAAUAAUAGUAGUAAAAUCUGUAACCUGCCUUUUAAUUUUACAACAUGGGGCACAUGGAUAUAAAUGUACAAAAGUUUCUCCCUGUAGAUAUUUAAUAACUGGUUUCAUUCAGGAACCAAGGAACUGAAGUAUAUGAGGUAUGUGUUAUAUUGGCCCAGUGGCCAGUGAUAACUACUUUUGCUCAUGAUUUUAAAUUUGUAUAGAAACUAAGAAACAUGGCUAAAAUUCUGAUUUCUCACUUCAGAUCUUUGUUUUAAAAAUAAUGACCUCUACAUUUUUCCUGUGACAUACAAUAAAUGUUGUCAGUUUUUAUAUUUUUUUCUAUAUUUAAUCAUUUAUAUGGAAAAUUUCACAUAUUACAAAAAUAGAAGAGUGUGAUUAGUCUUCUACAUUAUUCUUUUUUUCUGGAUUGCUAGAAAUCAAACUCAGCCUAUUACAUGAUAGACAGGUAUUCUACCCUUGAACUAUAUCCCUAUCCUUCUUUAUUGCUUUUUGUAGUUUCCCUAUUUCUUGGUAUUGCCUAUUGAUUACCACCAAGGGGAUAUAUACAAAAAUUUCUUUCCCUUAAUGUUGAUUAACCAUUUAUAAAGAUUUAUACUAGGCUCAGGAGACAAAGAAACAGAAAACUUUGUGGUGAUAGUAGUCUAGAUUAGAAGACCAAAUACACAACAGGUAAAUUAAGAAUAAUAGAAUCACAGGAAAGGACCAUAGAGAGCAUUUCUGAAUGUCCUUAUUUGACAGGUAAAGAAGGCUCUUGGAAGUAAUUGUCUAAGAUCAUACAAUCAGUGAUCAGCAGAGCUGGAACUAUAAACUUGUCUCCUUAUUCCUAGUGCAGGGCUUUUCUGCUAAGCCACUAGAGGCAUUUAUCAACAAAUAGAAGUUUCAUGAAUGUGAAUUUUGGGCUAGGGUUGUGGCUCAGUGGAUGAAUGCUUGCCUAGCAUGUGUAAGGCACUGGGUCUGAUCCUCAGCACCACAUAUAAAAAUAAAGGUCUAUCAACAACUAAAAAAUAUUUAAGAAAAAAAGAAUGUGCAUUUUUAAGUCACUGAGGUUCUGCUUUAUAUCUCAAUAAACCUUCCCAUCUAUGUUUCAAUAAAAACAUAGUUCCUCUAUUUAAUUUAUAGUGGAAUCCAGGAAGGAUUCCUUCCACUUAACCUCAC
Molecule: messenger RNA, 2932 nt
Organism: Sciurus carolinensis (gray squirrel)
Lineage: Eukaryota; Metazoa; Chordata; Mammalia; Rodentia; Sciuridae
Gene: Zscan23
Product: zinc finger and SCAN domain containing 23
Exons: 4
Coding region: 177-1346 (389 amino acids)
Biological process (GO): regulation of transcription by RNA polymerase II
Molecular function (GO): RNA polymerase II cis-regulatory region sequence-specific DNA binding; DNA-binding transcription factor activity, RNA polymerase II-specific
Source: RefSeq, a predicted model, not a curated record